CCAGGGAUGGCGGCUGCAGCGGUUGCCCCGGUGACCAGGCGAGAGGCGGCAUCCCGACCGGGCGGGCGAGCGCGGCGGCGUCCGCGGGUGAGCGGAACGGAUUUUUUGCUGUGAGAAUUGCUGGAAGCAGUUCAGGAUGGGAGAUAUUCUAGCCCAUGAAUCUGAAUUACUUGGACUAGUGAAGGAGUAUUUAGAUUUUGCUGAAUUUGAGGAUACUCUGAAGACCUUUUCAAAGGAAUGCAAAAUGAAAGGAAAGCCACUAUGCAAAACAACAGGUGGAUCUUUAAAGGACUCCAAGGCCCUGUCAAUUCAGAAGGAUCUCCUGGCUGCCUUUGACAAUGGGGACCAGAAGGUAUUCUUUGAUUUGUGGGAGGAGCAUGUCCCCAGCACCAUCCGAGAGAGUGACUCUCUUGCGCAGAAGCUGGAGUUCUACACUCACAUCCACUUCGCCAUCUUUCUCUUCAAGCACUCCUCCGGGAGGCCGGACAAGCAGGAGCUGGAUGAGAGGAUUUCUUACUUCAAAACCUACCUGGAGACGAAAGGGGCUGCGCUGAGCCAGACCACUGAGUUUCUUCAGUACUACGCCCUCCCCUUUGUGCUCAAUCCGAUGGUGCACCCCUCAUUUAAAGAACUCUUCCAGGAUUCCUGGACUCCAGAGUUAAAGAUGAAACUGGAAAAGUUUCUAGCUUUAAUUUUUAAAGCCAGUAACACACCCAGGCUUCUAACCAUCUAUAAGGAGAAUGGACAAAAUAACAAAGAAAUGCUGCAGCAGCUGCACCAGCAUCUGGUGGAAGCCGAGCGCCGGUCCAUGACGUACCUGAAGCGGUACAAUAAGAUUCAGGCUGACUACCACAACCUCAUCGGAGUCACAGCCGAGCUGGUGGACUCACUAGAAGCCACAGUUAGUGGCAAGAUGAUCACUCCUGAGUACCUGCAGAGUGUCUGUGUCCGCCUCUUCAGCAACCAGAUGCGGCAGAGCCUGGCACACAGCGUGGACUUCACCAGGCCUGGGACAGCCUCAACCAUGUUACGAGCCUCCUUGGCCCCCGUGAAACUGAAAGAUGUUCCAUUACUGCCCUCCCUGGACUAUGAGAAACUGAAGAAGGAUUUGAUCUGGGGGAGUGACCGGCUAAAAGCCUUCUUGUUGCAGGCUCUGCGCUGGCGCCUGACCACAUCUUAUCCUGGUGAGCAGAGGGAGACAGUACUGCAAGCCUACAUCAGCAAUGACCUGUUGGACUGUCACAGCCACGGCCAGAGGAGCGUGCUGCAGCUGCUGCACUCCAAGAGCGAGGUGGUGCGCCAGUACAUGGCCAGGCUCAUCAACGCGCUGGCGUCCCUGGCAGAAGGUCGCCUCUACCUUGCCCAGAAUACAAAGGUGCUCCGGAUGCUGGAGGGAAGGCUGAAGGAGGACGACAAGGAUGUCAUCACCCGGGAGAAUGUUCUCGGGGCCCUGCAGAAGUUCAGCCUCAGGCGCCCGCUGCAGACGGCGAUGAUUCGAGAUGGCCUCAUCUUCUGGCUGAUCGACAUUCUGAAGGAGCCCGACUGCCUGUCUGACUACACUCUGGAAUACUCGGUGGCCUUGCUCAUGAACCUCUGCCUCCGCAGCGCAGGGAAGAACAUGUGUGCCAAGGUGGCGGGGCUGGUGCUCAAAGUGCUUUCGGAUCUCCUUGGCCAUGAAAACCACGAGAUACAGCCCUAUGUGAACGGAGCUCUGUACAGCAUCCUUUCCAUCCCGUCCAUUCGUGAGGAGGCCCGAGCAAUGGGAAUAGAAGACAUACUUCGCUGCUUCAUCAAAGUAGGCAAUGCAGAGAUGGUCCGCCAGAUAGAAUUUAUCAUCAAGCAGCUCAAUUCUGAAGAGCUGCUGGAUGGCGUUCUGGAGUCUGAUGAUGAUGAAGAUGAAGAAGAUGAGGAGGACCACGACACCAUGGAAGCCGACCUGGACAAGGACGAGCUGAUCCAACCCAAGCUCGGGGAACUGUCUGGCGAGAAGCUUCUGACCACGGAGUACUUGGGAAUCAUGACCAACACAGCGAAGGCCCGGCGGAAGGGGACCGGCAGCGCGCAGCAGAGCGGGGACGAGCCCCUGCGCCGGCCCGUCACCCCCGGCGGCCACAGGAGCGGGUGCCCAGCGUAAGUCCGGGCUAAACCAGGCGGGAGUCUUUACGUUUUUAAACUUCCCCGUGGCUAACUGCUGUUGGAAGAUGUGUGGGGUUUUGAAGAUGCAAAAUAAAGCAUU
Messenger RNA from Perognathus longimembris pacificus (Pacific pocket mouse), 2236 nucleotides. RefSeq names its product armadillo repeat containing 9 (gene Armc9). The transcript is spliced from 21 exons. NCBI's taxonomy places the organism in Eukaryota, Metazoa, Chordata, Mammalia, Rodentia, Heteromyidae. Gene Ontology annotation, molecular function: protein binding. Bases 137 to 2134 code for a protein of 665 amino acids. Gene Ontology annotation, cellular component: ciliary basal body; centriole; ciliary tip. The record is from RefSeq and is a predicted model, not a curated record. Gene Ontology annotation, biological process: cilium assembly.